Lodderomyces margitis is the source of this 1107-nucleotide messenger RNA. RefSeq lists its product as uncharacterized. NCBI's taxonomy places the organism in Eukaryota, Fungi, Ascomycota, Pichiomycetes, Serinales, Debaryomycetaceae. The transcript has a single exon. Bases 1 to 1107 code for a protein of 368 amino acids. The record is from RefSeq and is a predicted model, not a curated record.
AUGUCAUUAGUUCAAUCGAACCCAAACACUCCUAGAAAGCAGCACCUUCAACCUCAAAUUAAUGUACGUGGCAGAGGGGUCUUGAGUGCUACUUCACCUAAUAAGAUCAAUGUUGCUCCACCACCAUCUUCACCUUUCCACUCGGUCAAGCUUAAACCAGUUCCAUCACCGUUGAAACCAAAGUCAAUUCCCCAACCUCAACCUCAAUUGGCGCCUAGUCCAACUAAGAAAGGUGCAAACACUACACCACUUACGUUGUCACCACUUAAGCUGACCUCGACUAACACUUCUUCGCAUACCCCAAUCAAGCUUCAAAGUAGACAUAACCAGACAGUCACUGUUACCACCCCUUCAACUGGUUCCUCGAGUAGCACGGAAAGUGACCACAAUGCAGCAUUAGAUUUUCAACAACAACGUGCCAAAUUAUUGAACCAAUACAGUACAAAACAAGCCCAAAUCAAAAAUUACCAACAAAAGUUAAGUCUCAAACAGUUGCAAUUACUCGAUAUAGAAUCUCAAUUACAAGAACUUAAUAGGUCGCAACUCCUUCUAUCUCAAUCAUCAUCAUCGCCCCAACGCAAACCUCAUGGCCAUCAUGAUAUAUAUAACCAAGCAUCAUUGGAAACAGAACGACAAUUAAACCAACUCAAGAUUGUUGAUUUAGAUAAAACACCCAUUCCUUUGAAAAACACCACGCCUUUGAAACAUACAUUAUUGAAACAAACGUCAUUCAUUACGUCAGCUAUAGAUGAGUGCUGUACCACAAUGGGUAAAAAGGCAUCAAUGAUGUUUACCAACAACAACAACAACAUUAAUUGUGAUUCUACUGACGAUUCUGGCAAUAUCUUCUUUAAUAAAAAUCAAUUCAAAUCUGAUAAAUUUGAGCUGUUAACUAAACAAACAAGUCAAUUCUUUAAUGAUUUACUAUUAGUCAAGGAUAACAAAAAGAAUAACAAAACUGCAGCUAAUAGUGAGGAGGAGGAGGAGGAGGAGGAGGAGGAGGAGGAGCAACAAAAUGGACAUGACUCAUUCAAUAUUGAUAGUCUUGGAGUUGAUAUCGUUUAUGAACAAGUUGAUAUUGAUGAUUACGAUUCCUCAUUUGAUUAA